UAUAAUGCUCUCUCCUACUCAUCCUUUCCGGACUGCUCGGAUAUAAAUAGCCUAUGAUUUGGCUAAGGUGGUCCGAACUCCGAACACAAACACAUUUGCCCUAUCUAUCCAUUACUCCAUGUCAGAAGCAAUGGCAGUCACCAUGCCACCAAUGAGAGCGCCAGCUCUAGUUGCAAUGCUGGUUGUUGUACUCGUCGCGUUGGUGCGGCGGCGGCGUCACCGGAGCAAGGGCGCCGGCGGCCGGCUGGAGUCGUUGCCACCGGGGCCCGUGGGUUUGCCGGUGAUCGGCAACAUGCACCAGAUGCUCGUGAACAAGCCGGUGUUCCGGUGGGUGCACCGGCUGCUCGCGGACGCCGGCGGGGAGAUCGUGUGCGUGCGCCUGGGGCCCGUGCACGUGGUCGCCGUCACGUCCCCGGAGAUGGCACGGGAGGUGCUCCGCAAGAACGACGCCGUGUUCGCCGACCGGCCGACGACGUUCGCCGCCGAGUCGUUCAGCGUCGGCUACCGCAGCGCCAGCAUCUCGCCGCACGGCGACCAGUGGAGGAAGAUGCGGCGGGUGCUCACCGCCGAGAUCCUCUCGCCGGCCACCGAACACCGCCUCCGCGGCGCGCGGGGGGAGGAGGCCGACCACCUCGUCCGGUACGUCCUCGUGCGGUGCGGCCGCGACGGCGCCGCCGUCGACGUGCGCCACGUCGCCAGGCACUUCUGCGGCAACGUCAUCCGCCGGCUCACCCUAGGGCGCCGCCAUUUCCGCGAGCCGCGGGCGGACGACGAGGACGCCGCGGCGCCCGGGCGCGACGAGGCGGAGCACGUGGACGCGCUCUUCGCGACGCUCAACUACCUCGACGCGUUCUGCGUCUCCGACUACUUCCCGGCGCUGGUCGGCCUCGACCUGGACGGCCAAGAGAAGGUCAUCAAGAAGGUGAUGAGGACGCUGAACAGGCUGCACGACCCCGUGGUGGAGGAGAGGGUGGAGGAGUGGCGGCUGCUGCGGAAGGCCGGCGAGCGGCGCGACGUCGCCGACUUCCUCGACGUGCUCGCCUCGCUCGACGACGCGGCGGGGCGGCCGCUGCUCACCGUGGAGGAGAUCAAGGCGCAGACCAUAUUGCAGAUAGAGAACUGUGUCGUGUGCAUGCAUUUGAUCUUCACCACCUUUACCAUUUAUUUGGGCACAUGGCCAUCUGUUAUAUCCACGGACAUCAUGAUCGCCACCGUGGACAACCCAUCGAACGCAGUGGAGUGGGCGCUGGCGGAGAUGAUGAACAAGCCGGAGGUGAUGCGGAAGGCCAUGGACGAGCUGGACACGGUGGUCGGCCGCGACCGGCUGGUGCAGGAGAGCGACGUCCGCGACCUCAACUACCUCAAGGCGUGCAUCCGCGAGGCCUUCCGCCUGCACCCCUACCACCCCUUCAACCCGCCGCGCGUCGCCAUGGCCGACACCACCAUCGCCGGCUACACCAUCCCCAAGGGCAGCCAGGUCAUCCUCAGCCGCGUCGGGCUCGGCCGGAACCCCAGGGUGUGGGACGACCCGCUCGAGUUCCGGCCGGAGCGUCACCUGUCGCCGUACCCUGCAGGCGGCCGUGGCGACGCCGGCGUGGUGGCGCUCACGGAGGCGGAGCUGCGGUUCGUGUCGUUCAGCACCGGGAGGCGGGGGUGCCCCGGGGUGUCGCUGGGUACCCUGAUCACCGUGACGCUGUUCGCGAGGCUCCUGCAGGGGUUCGAGUGGAGCAAGCCGGCCGGCGUGGAGAGGGUUGAGCUGCGGGAGGAGGCGGCGAGCCUGGUGUUGGCUCAGCCGCUGGUUUUGCAGGCGACGCCGCGGUUGGCUGCUCACCUCUACGGCGCCGGCAAGUAGUUUUGCGCGCGAUUAGGUGUGAAAUAAGUGAUGGUGGCAGCUAGCGAGCGGAGCAGUACGUUAGCAGCUGUGUAGUGUAUGUACCGGCCAGCAUGCAGCAAUAAACUGUUCAUCGAUCGUACAGUUAUAGUAAUAAUACAGAUGGUACGAGUUGUUAACGCGCGUACGCGUUUAUUCAAGUCAUGGAUGCAAUAUUCAA
This is a messenger RNA of Oryza sativa Japonica Group (Japanese rice), 2051 nucleotides long. RefSeq names its product tyrosine N-monooxygenase. The record is from RefSeq and is a predicted model, not a curated record. NCBI's taxonomy places the organism in Eukaryota, Viridiplantae, Streptophyta, Magnoliopsida, Poales, Poaceae. Gene Ontology annotation, molecular function: oxidoreductase activity, acting on paired donors, with incorporation or reduction of molecular oxygen; heme binding; monooxygenase activity.